AUGUCCAAAGUUAAUAGGGACUCUCAUCCUUGUCGCAAAUAUUAUCCAAAGUUACUACAAGUCAAACAAGCAUCUCCGUGUUCUGAAUAUACCCAAGGCCGACCAAAAGACAGCAAUGCUGAAGACUUAUCAACGCAAUCCGUCUUGCCAUCUCCAAUUUUCAAAUGCGGAUCCCCUCAAGAAAACAUAUCAGCCCAAGUUCUUGAUUUCACUGGUUGCUCUGAACAAGAGCGUUGCUGGCAUGGGAGUGAUACUUCCGAGAUGGAGGCGCAUGGUAUGAAGUCAUACUUCACAUUGAUGUGCCAGCGAAAUGCUGAUUGUUAUGUGCCCACAGAUGAACACAGCGUUAAAGGAGUAGAAUCACCACCGAUAUCCUCUCUAAAACUGUUCGAUGCCCCGAUCACCCUCGAUACCGGAUUCAGAUUCAUGGAUUUUGAGCUUUUCGAUCCUCAAUUCGAAGAUUGUGAGAAUUAUCAUGACAUGUGUUGUGGUCCAUCCAUAUCAAGUGGCAGCUCGAAGGCUGGUCUUGACGACUACAAGGGAUUUGAUACAUUUGACACACCGAGGAGUUCUCAACUGAGCUCGUUCCAAGAAAGCUUUUACCUUCCUCCCCCCAAUUAUGUUACAAGCUCUUGGAGCAUGAUCAACGAAUCCACCGUUUCACUUCCCACAAUAUAA
Molecule: messenger RNA, 678 nt
Organism: Sclerotinia borealis F-4128
Lineage: Eukaryota; Fungi; Ascomycota; Leotiomycetes; Helotiales; Sclerotiniaceae
Source: the annotation of a GenBank genome assembly